AUCCAAAUGGGAGGCAAUGCGAGACCCACGAUGAAUGAAAUGAGAGUGUCAAUGCUAAAAACUCCCUUAACCCAAUUUGAAUAUUUGAUGAAUCAAUAGGGCAAGCUUCGAACUUUUCAAAUUUCACUACAGAAGUUUGAGUCAUUGAUGCUUGUGUGUGCUUGUUCUUCACACCAACCAUGGUCCUCAACCAUACCUACACUCACCAUGUUCCCAAAAUGCACUACCAUGGAUCACGUGAAUCAAAUCCAUGCACGCAUGGUAACAACUGGGUUCAUAAAAAACACUUCCCUCACCACCAAACUCGUUCUCACUUUCAUUUCUUCACCUCAUGACCCUCUUGUUGAGUUUGCUCGCUAUGUCUUCUUCAAGCACCAUGCUUUUCGUGUUCCCCAUUGGCAAGAUGACCCUUUUCUUUGGAAUGCUGUGAUCAGGUCUUAUUCUCAUGGUUGUGACCCAAAAGGGGCUCUGGUUUUGUUCAUCUUGAUGCUUGAAAAUGGGGUAUGUUUGGAUAAGUACUCGUUUUCCUUGGUUUUGAAGGCUUGUUCUAAAGUGGGUUUGAUGAAAGAGGGAAUGCAGGUUCAUGGAUUGUUGUGUAAGACAAAUUUUGGGUCUGAUGUAUUUUUGCAGAAUUGCUUGAUUGGAUUGUUUGCGAGAUGUGGCUGUGUUGAGCUUGCACAGCAACUGUUUGAUAGAAUGCCUGACCAUGAUGCUGUUUCUUAUAACUCAAUGAUUGAUGGGUAUGUGAAAUUUGGGAUGGUUGAAAGAGCACGCAAGUUGUUUGAUGGUAUAAGACCGGAGGAGAGGAAUUUGAUUACUUGGAAUUCAAUGAUUGGAGGGUAUGUGAGGUCUGAAGAGGGGCUGAAGUGUGCUUGGAGUUUGUUUGUUACGAUGCCUGAGAGAGACUCGGUGUCUUGGAACACAAUGAUUGAUGGUUGUGCUAAGCAUGGGAAGAUGGAGGAUGCUAGAGCAUUGUUUGUAGAGAUGCCGGAAAGGGAUUUGGUUAGUUGGGUUACUAUGAUAGAUGGUUAUGCAAAAUCAGGUGAUGUUUGUGCUGCAAGGCACUUGUUCGAUGAAAUGCCCAGGAGGGAUGUUAUUUCAUGUAAUUCAAUGAUGGCUGGCUAUGUUCAGAAUGGUUACUGCAUUGAGGCUUUGAAACUAUUUCAUGAUAUGAGAAGGGCAACAAAUAUGUCACCUGAUGAUACUACAUUGUUGAUUGUUGUUACAGCAAUUGCUCAAUUAGGACAUGUUGAAGAUGGAGUUGUGAUACACCGAUACUUAAUGGACAAGGGGUACUCUCUGAGUGGUAAACUUGGCGUUGCUCUUAUUGAUAUGUAUUCAAAAUGUGGUAGCAUUGAGAAUGCUAUCUCAGUGUUUGAGAAUAUUGAAGCAAAACAUGUUGAUCAUUGGAAUGCUGUGAUUGGGGGGUUAGCUAUUCAUGGAAUGGGUGAAAUGGCUUUCGAGUUUCUCACAGAGAUGGAAAGGCAUUCUAUUGUUCCUGAUGAUAUCACGUUCAUUGGAGUGUUGAGUGCUUGUAGGCAUGCCGGCAUGUUGAAGGAGGGACUGAUAUGUUUCGAGCUCAUGCAAAAGGUAUACAAGUUGGAACCGAAAGUGCAACACUAUGGAUGCAUGGUGGAUAUGCUUGGCCGAGCAGGACACGUUGAAGAAGCCAAGACACUCAUUGAGGAGAUGCCUAUUGAACCCAACGACGUGAUUUGGAAGACUUUGCUUAGUGCUUGCCAAAUUUAUGAAAACUACUCGAUAGGAGAGCCUGUAGCUCAACAAUUGACACAGCUAAAUUCGUGCAGUCCAAGUUUCUAUGUGCUACUGUCUAAUAUUUAUGCCAGUUUGGGCAUGUGGGACAGUGUUAAAAGGGUUAGGACAGAAAUGAAAGAAAAGCAGUUAAAGAAAAUUCCAGGUUGUAGUUGGAUUGAACUGGGGGGGAUUGUUCACCAGUUCUCUGUUCAAGAUAGGACACACCCUCAUGUUUCUGAGAUUUAUUCUCUGUUAAGUAGCUUGUAAAUUCCUAUUCUCUGUGCAUAGUGUAUGACAAGUGGAUAUGUUUCUAGAUCAGCCUAACUAUGUAGAUAAGUGGUCUGUGUAACAAUUUGUUGGUUUCAAAAUAGAAUCGAGGACUAACAUAGUUUUAUACGUAAUUUGUCUUCAUUUUUUUACCCACGUUGACAAAUUUAGCAUGUUCAUAUAGUUAGUCUCUUAUCUAUAUGCAAAAUAUAAUGAAAUGUGAAUCUUGU
This is a messenger RNA of Abrus precatorius (Indian licorice), 2252 nucleotides long. RefSeq names its product pentatricopeptide repeat-containing protein At2g45350, chloroplastic. Gene Ontology annotation, biological process: RNA modification. The record is from RefSeq and is a predicted model, not a curated record. The transcript has a single exon. Gene Ontology annotation, molecular function: protein binding; RNA binding. NCBI's taxonomy places the organism in Eukaryota, Viridiplantae, Streptophyta, Magnoliopsida, Fabales, Fabaceae. The coding region runs from base 148 to 2022 and encodes 624 amino acids.